UCGCGAAAGGGUUAUUAUAAUUUUUUAUUGUAGAAAAGAUAUAAUUUGACAAAUUCGAUUUCAAUUCAGUUCUGUUAUCACUGGCAGCAAUAUUUUACCACGAUAGCAUUAUUUAGCGAGGUGGAGUUGUUACCGGUUGUUUAAUGGGCUAAGGCCCGAAGAUGUCGGGCUAGGUUAGGGUGUCCAUCUCAUCAAACGAAGAGCAGCGACGGAGGGAGGCGAAGAGAGGGAGAGAGACAGAGUUGAAUCGCUUCUCCAAAUUAUAGAUGGAUUGAUGGCUUUGGUUACUGUGAACGAGACAGUGACUUGAAGAGAUUGAUUGAAUUGCGGAAAUACAAAAUGGCUGCUCUGUUAAUAUCAUGUGGAGAAUCAUCCGCAUCAUCACAUAUAUUUCUUCUUCGAUUAUUGGACCGAGCUAUGGACACCAUCAAGCACCAUACUGCUCAGAUAUUUGCCAACAUUUUCUGCCGUGAAUCUAUUAUAGAUCCAAAUGCAAGUUAUUUUUUUGACGAUAUGGUGAAAACUCUUAGUAAUCGUUGCCGCUUAAGAAGAGAUAACAAGAAUCUCAAUGAUGAAGACGAUCCGCAAGUGGUUUUCAAUGUUUUGGAUGCUAUGCUUAAGGGUAGUUUGGAACGCUUGAAAUCAAUGAGGGAAAGCAUAGGCAUAUCAUCCGUGAAGGUAGGCCUUGCAGGGCGAUCUGUGGAUGUUAGUUAUGCUGGACAUGCAUCUCUAGUUAGGGAUUUAUGUUUGGCGGGCAAGUUGGGAGCUGCUCUAUGGCUUAGGAGAAAACUGUUACAUAAAGGUUUUGUUCCCGAUAUUCUCACACACAAUUUUUUGGUAAAUGGACUGUGCAAUUCUGGGGAUUUGCAGAAGGCUGAUUGCCUUAUCAAGGAGAUGUUAGAAAUAGGCCCCUCUCCUAAUUGUGCCACUUUUAACACUUUUAUAAAGGGUUAUUGUCUUCUAAAUAAUGUUGACAAAGCUCUCUAUCUUUUUUCUAGUAUGUCUGACAGUGGUGUCAAGCCGAAUAGGGUUACUUUAAACAUACUCGUGCAUGCUCUUUGCAAGAGAGGCCUUUUGGAGGAUGCCAAGAAACUUCUUGGAGAGCUAUUAGAUGAUAAUGAAAAAGCAAGAGUAAAUUUAAUUACUUCAACUAUACUUAUGGAUGGCUGUAUCAAGAAUGGGGAUAUGGUUCAGGCCCUUGGAAUUUGGUAUGCCAUGUCCCAAAACAACACUUUAAUGGACUCUGUCGCAUAUAAUGUUCUUAUCCAUGGAUUCUGUUUGACUCGAAACAUGAAACUUGCAUAUAGCUACUCCUGCGAUAUGCUCAAAAGAGGAUUGCUACCGGAUAUCUUUACAUAUAACACUCUCAUAUCUGGUCUUUGCAAAGCAGGAAAGCUCUACGAGGCUUGUUACAUCCAUGAUGUAAUGUUGAGAAUGGGAGUUGCCCCUGAUCAGAUAUCAUACAAAAUUGUGAUUCAGGGCCUAUGUACACGGGGGGAUGUUCUUAAGGCCAAUGAGCAUCUUCAUUGUAUGUUAGAGAAGUCGAUGGUACCUGAGGCUCAUGUGUGGAACCUUAUAAUUGAUGGUUUUGCGAGAUGUGGAGAUUCUGCUAAUGCAUUUUCCAUUAGAGAUCAAAUGUUGUCAUUUGGUGUUGUACCAAAUGUGUUUACCUACAAUGCGCUGAUUCAUGCACAAGUAAAAACUGGAAAUAUUGUUGAUGCAUAUUCUCUAAAAAAGAUGAUGCUUUGUCAUGGGCUUUUCCCUGAUGUGAUUACAUAUAAUCUUUUGAUUGGUACAGCUUGUAAUGCAGGGAGAAUUUCAAUUGCAGUUCAGUUGUAUUAUGAAAUGCUGAGAAGUGGACAUGAACCAGAUAUAAUAACCUACACUGAGCUCAUUAGGGGUCUUUGUAUGAGGGGUAACAUGAAGGAGGCAAAGGAACUUUUUGCCAAGUUACAGAAUACUGGCCUUACGGUUGAUCAUGUUCCUUUUCAGCUACUUAUCAAGAAGUAUUGCAGAAUGGGGGAGACUGAUGUGGCAUUUGACCUCUAUCAGAAGUGGCUGACCAAAAGCAGAGGAGUCUUUCUUUAAGUCACUUUUGUGCAGUGCCAGAGCAGCAUUUCGUUUGCUAGUCAUAGUUCUUAAAAUUGACUGACAACUAGCACUUCUGUCUAUGAGGAACUUUGAAUUUUGCACAUGCUCUGUGUGGAGUUCUCUAUACAAUGCAACUCAUCGUAUCACUACCUGUUAAAUUGUGGGCUUUUGGAAAUCUGGGAUAUUGUGUAGCACAUUCAACUUGCUGUUAACAUUAGCAAGGAACAGAGCUUUGGGUUUAUCAUAUUUGUUGAAGCUCAGUAGCACUGUUUGGAGCUCAACAAGAAUGAAGACUUUGUACUGCAAGCAGCUGCAGAUUACAUUCGCCAACAAGCAAACUACACCCUACUUCAAGUAUCACCCUGCUGCUUCUGAGAAGCAUGAGCCAUGAGGAGAAAGCUUCACAAGAACUGUAGCAGUAUAGCACCUUGAGCAUGCAUCUUAAUAAUUUUUGAAGUCUAGCAGUCUACUUUUCGAAGUUAUGAAUGACCCUUGGUUUUGGUUUUAUCAGAAGCAGGGUUGUGAUGCAACAAGAUGUGGGGAUCAUUAGCAUGAUAUUUUCGCGACGCCAUAUCCAAAAGAAUUGUCUACUGAAACUAGUGUACCCUUUCGAAGGUCUAAUAUUGGAGAAGAGUCUCGAGGAUUCGGGCACUGCAGCUUCUCUGCAGUGCCCAUGCUUAUGUUUGUGGAGGAAAAGUAUGUGUGCUCCAGUUUUUAGAUUGGGCAUUGCUGAAGAAAUGGUGAGCCAUUUUGGGGAGUUAUCUAAUUAUGUAAUUUGGAUGAAUUGGCAAUUGCUGUAGCAAUCAACUCUGUGCAUAAAAACGAACGUGAAACAACAAACUGGUGUGCAGUGCAAGUAAUGAUGUGCGUUAUUUGAAAAGUGUACUGCUGUGGAAGUAACGAUAUGCAAUUGCUUCGAGCCUUAUUCAGAUAUUGGAUGAGAAAUCAAGCAUUGCAUUGUUAAUGUGUAUUUCAUACCCAGGGGCAUUUUUAGGCAGUAGAUUUAUCUGAGAGUAAAGUCUUUUUCUUUUUUCCCAUAAUAGUAUUGGAUGGAAAUCAUCACGGGCAACUCUUGUAAAAGGAGGAUCCAUUAAUUUUUAAAUGUUGAAAAAAGAAGUAUAAAUGGAAAAAAGAAAUCCAAUUUAAUUAUAA
Ricinus communis (castor bean) is the source of this 3243-nucleotide messenger RNA. RefSeq names its product pentatricopeptide repeat-containing protein At5g24830. The coding region runs from base 340 to 2088 and encodes 582 amino acids. Lineage: Eukaryota; Viridiplantae; Streptophyta; Magnoliopsida; Malpighiales; Euphorbiaceae. Gene Ontology annotation, molecular function: protein binding. The record is from RefSeq and is a predicted model, not a curated record. The transcript is spliced from 7 exons.